CUGCGUUUCUCUCUAAGUCAAAGCUAUAUAAGACUGGAUCAAUCUCCCUACAAACCCCACACCUCUUCGAUAAUUAAUUACUCCUAAUUAAGCAAAAAAAGAAGAAACUAAAUUAAAUGGGAGUGGCAAAUAAGCCCCACGCAUUGGUGGCCGUCCUGGCACUGGCACUGGCGCUCUCCGGCGCCGCCGCCGGCGGAUCGUCGGCCACCGUCGAGAUCUACAACGACUUCGGGAAGCACGUGUCGCUGGACUGCCUGAACGGCGGGAUCGGGGAACUGGACCAGGGCCAGAGCUAUUCAUUUGAGGUCGAUAACGGGAAGAUCAAAGACGGGAACGCGUAUUUGUGCGAGGUCGACGACGGUCCGGCCAAUUAUAUCCAGGCCCGGGGAUUCGACGGAGCCAGAGACAAGGAUCAUUUGAAGGUGUAUUGGAAGAUCAGUACCGAUGGAUUUGUAUCAAAAUCUUCCAACCAACAACAAAACACCUUAAUAAUAUUCAUAAGGAAAAAAAUGGGACUUGCAAAGAAACCCAACUCGUUGAUGGUCGUGAUGAUGCUGGCACUCAUGGCAUUGGCUCUCUCUGGUGCCAAUGCCCGCGCAUCAUCAUCACGGCUGUCGUCAGGAUUAGCCGCCCCGGUCAUUGAGUUUGACAACGAUUACGGGAAUCAGGUGACUCUUGAAUGCGGAUUAUCCUCAAGGAUUAAGGACGUGAAACUCGCCCCGGGACAGAGCUAUUCGAUUAAGGUCAACGUGAAAAGCAAACACAUGGAUGAUUAUGAUUGUAUGCUUAGCGACGAUUCCAAUUCCGUAUACGUGGAAGGGCAGGCAUAUGAUGCUGUGAGAGACAAAGGUCGUAUGAACAUAUAUUGGAAGGUCGACACGGUUGGGUUGUACCGCAGUUAUGAUAAACUUCACUGGGUUUUGGAAGAGAAAUGGUCUAGCAUUGACUGAUUUCUUUUUUAAUUUGGUUUUUGUUGGCCUAAUUUGUUUGUGCUCCAAUGAUUAAUUAAUAAGUGAUGUAGGGGGAUGAUUGGAUUGGUUUAGAAUGGAUAAUGGUAAACGAAUGUCAUUUUAAUAUAUCAUACAUACAUUUCUAAAAGUCCAACUCAAUUAAUCUCACUACAAAAAAAGGAGGCAAUAUCGACAAGGGUCAAUAUGUCGCUAAAGCUUGAAUAUCUGUCGCUACUCGCUUUUACCGACAGAUAAUUGUCUGUCGCUACGCUGUCGCUAAAAACUCCGUCAGUAAAAGUAUUACCGACAG
This is a messenger RNA of Cuscuta campestris, 1260 nucleotides long. Lineage: Eukaryota; Viridiplantae; Streptophyta; Magnoliopsida; Solanales; Convolvulaceae. The record is from the annotation of a GenBank genome assembly.